UAAUACAUAAUAAAUAAUAUUUAAAAAUGUAUUACACUUCGAAUAAUACGUCAGUGUAUUGUAUUUUUCGUAUACAUCGAGGCAUAAUUAUUGUUGUUAUUUAUUAUACACACACUUACGCACUUAUAAGAUUAUACUAAUGUUAUUGUUGUUGUCAUUAUCGUUGUGUACUCCACCGGCGACUUAUGCCCCCUUCCCUUUAAACCCACUGGUUGCCGCGGUUACGGUUUGUUGUCAUCUUCAACACGGCGUCGUCGACAUCACCGCCGCGAAACCGUAGACCGCGAGACUCGUCAACGCAAAUAUUAAUUUUUCUUUUGUAGCCAUAAGUGUUAUUUAUAUUUUUUUUCACCACCACCCCCCUCACCACUAACAACUUUCGUGAAAAUAAAAACAAGAUAGGUAAGCGGCGGACAAAAAAAUCAUCAUGUUUUGACGGCCCGUGGUUAUGGGCAACGUAUUGCGGUUUAAAUGUGUCGACUGUGCGAACGCAGACCAACUACAACGCAGAAAAAUUACCAUACUUUUGGUUGGUUUGGACAACGCUGGAAAAACGUGUACAGUUAAAAGUAUUAUGAAAGAAAAACAGAAAAAUGUUCUUCCGACUGUUGGAUUUUCGUCUUCCAAAUUUAACUAUCACGACAAUGCAAUUACUAUUUACGAUUUAGGUGGACACAAACAGAUUAGGGAUAUAUGGAAACAAUACUUCGUUGAUGUACAUGGUGUAAUGUUUGUGGUGGAUUCAACAGAUCGUAAGCGGCUAGAUGAAUGCAAAGAGGUAUUCCUAAAUUUACUUGGACACGAAAAUAUUGCUGGAAAACCUGUGUUAUUAUUGGCUAAUAAGCAAGAUAAACCAGGUGCACUUGAUGAAUUGGAUAUUGUAGAUCGACUAAAUGUGGAAGCUGUAGUUAAUACAAACAAGUGCCCUACCCUUGUGGAAACAUGUACUGCUCUCCACAUGGCACCUAUUAGUUAUUGUAGUUCUGCAUUUAUUGAUCCAAGUAUUGAUAACGGAUUUAGUUGGUUAGUGUCACAUAUUGUGAAGUUAUACGAUACACUCAACCGUCGUGUUAUGGAAGACAUGGCUCGGUACAAAGCAGAUGUAGACAGAAAAAUGGAAGAGUGGAAAAAAAAUCAGCAGGCUUCAAACGAUUCAUAUUUAUUAUCUUUUAACGCUCCACACCGAAGGUCUACUAAACGCAAUCCAUUCAGACGUAUUAACAAAGUCAUAGAUAGUUUUGAAUCAAAAGCAUCAAACCCAACUACUGAAAUGGGAAGUACAUCAUACAUUAUACCGCUUAGAAGUGAGUCCGAAGAGGAGGAUGAUACAGAGCCUGAACCACUGCCUGCACCACCUGUAUUUAGAAAUAAAGUUACUCCGAUUCUGGAGGUAUCCCCAACAAAAGAGCAAACAGAACCAAUGCGAUUGGUUCAAUCACGAUCGCCACUUUUCAGAGCCAAGUCCAAAGAAUAUGACAGGAGUUUGUCUGACACCGAAAACCCCAUUGUUCUUUCCACUACUGCGAUGGAAUCAACUGAAACUUUUAUUCAUAAUGAAUCGGGCACAGCAAAAAUAAAACGGUCUCUUUUUAGUAAUAAGUCAAAUUCGGCGAGUGUUAGUGGUAGUGGUGAAAGGCGACCAGUAAAACCUAAUCGAUCAAUUAGCGCGAAGUCAUUGAAAAGAAGCGUUGCAUCCUCCCAUGAUUCGGUGGAUGAGAAAAAAAACCAAGAGCAAUCGAAAAAGUCACAUCCAAAUGAUGAAAACGAUGUGGUGGUCCAACAACCGGAUACUUUAAGUAGUCCAGAAAUUAUAAGCCAUAUGUGAUUAUUAAUAAAAACAAAAAUAUUUUCUACGAGCCGCUAUAAAUAAAUUGCUAUAUGAGUAUACUUUUAGUAAAUCAUUAUUAUAUAAUACGUUUGUUUGGAAUAUAACUGUUGUCAAUUUUCAAGCAAAUUUGAAAUGACGAACCAUCGUUAAACUGGUAUACCAUUACAUAUGAGACAGCAUUUUAAAUAAAAAGUGAAAACAAUAAGAAUAGAGUAUAAAUUGUUCAGAAAAUAAUCAAAAACCA
Molecule: messenger RNA, 2072 nt
Organism: Sipha flava (yellow sugarcane aphid)
Lineage: Eukaryota; Metazoa; Arthropoda; Insecta; Hemiptera; Aphididae
Product: ADP-ribosylation factor-like protein 13B
Exons: 8
Coding region: 449-1825 (458 amino acids)
Biological process (GO): non-motile cilium assembly; receptor localization to non-motile cilium
Cellular component (GO): ciliary membrane; non-motile cilium
Molecular function (GO): GTP binding; GTPase activity
Source: RefSeq, a predicted model, not a curated record